This is a messenger RNA of Arthroderma uncinatum, 1926 nucleotides long. RefSeq lists its product as uncharacterized. Gene Ontology annotation, molecular function: translation initiation factor activity. Gene Ontology annotation, biological process: translational initiation; formation of translation preinitiation complex. The transcript has 3 exons. The coding region runs from base 1 to 1926 and encodes 641 amino acids. NCBI's taxonomy places the organism in Eukaryota, Fungi, Ascomycota, Eurotiomycetes, Onygenales, Arthrodermataceae. The record is from RefSeq and is a predicted model, not a curated record.
AUGUUUAAGAAAAAGCCAUCGAUCAAACCUCUCGCACCGCUUCGAUCGUCAGACCGGAGGAAGAUCGCAGACAAAAUUAUCCAAGAGUACAACGUUUCAGUUCCAGAGGCGCCAGCUGCUCAGCCUGAAGCUGAUGAUACCUCAGCCCAAGCUACCACUACACCCAGCCUUGCAUCUAUCCGAAACUCGCUUUUGCCAGAAAACACCCUAGCAGGACGCUUCACAACUACUGCAGGCCCCGAUCUACAGCUCGUCCACGGGACUCUAUACGUCGGAACACACCCGGACGGUGAAGAGAGAGUACUAUGGGUUAGGCUUGAACAGGGACCAGGGACGGACGGACGAAUAUACCCCACAGUUUAUUCACUAUGGCGUAACCCAGGGCUGGUCCCCUUGCUCUGCACGACGGGCCAUGUCAUGGAGAAGCUCUACAACGGUGCAGACCUUAUGACUCCAGGCCUCACGAACGGACCACCAUUUCCGACAGGUGCUGUGCAAGGAGCAAUCGUUGCUGUUUCGAGCUUGGAGAAGCCUAGUGUGCCCACGUUCGUGGGUGUGUGCGAGAUUGAUGUUGCUAGCUUGACGCAAGUACAGGGAGCAAAGGGCCAUGCCGUUCGGGGUAUCCAGUGGGAGGGAGAUGAACUGUGGAGCUGGGGUUCGGCCGGUCGACCUGGUGAACCCUCACCAGAUCAUCUAGAUGGUUGGAUUGGUGGCGCCGAAAACGUUGAAGAGAAUCUUCAAGACCUGGAAUUGGGAGAUGAAGAAGAGGACAUGGACGGAGGCGUGGACGGCGGUGUUCCAGUAAACGAAACCCAAGAGGAGCAGGGAGCGGAGGACGAGGACGACCAGCUCCCACCUCCAACAACAAAAGAAAUCGAUGAUGCUUUCGAGAAAGCCUUCCUAUAUGCGCUAUAUCAGCACAAAAAGGAUAACCCCGGGGAUCAUAACCAUGGCUUGUCAUUCCCAAUUCAGCCAUCGCUCUUGAUAUCCAACCUUAUCACGCCUUAUUUGCCAAUAUACUCACAGAGGCAAGCACAAUACUAUCAAAUUAAAAAGACGUCCUGGAAGAACGUGAAGAAAUUUAUCAAACACCUUGAUAAGAAAAAGCUACUCAAGUCAAAGGAAAGAGGAGGGGAAACUAUAGUUAUGGAUGUUGAUUUCGAUGACAUCCUCGUCGAUCAAUUUGUGCCCUACAGGCUACCAAAGAAAGCUAGCCCUGAGGGUGCAAAGGCAAAAACUAGCUCCGGCCCUGGUGCAGGAGCUAUGUCAUCUGAACAGGUCAAUGUGAAAACCCUGUACCGUCCAAGCAGCAAACUGGUGCCGGACUUGUUUCCGCCAUUAUCCAACACCGACGUGAAUAAUUUCUAUACCGCCUCUGACGUUUCCAAGCGCCUGAAUGAAUACAUCUCCUCUCAAGACCCGCCGAUUAUCUCCCCCUCCAACCCUCGAAUACUCACAUUGAACGCCUUUAUCAGCAACAAGAUAAUUCCAUCCAGUGACGUUGUAACUCUUUCCCGUGGAACCAUCCCCCGAGACACCCUACUCAAGAAGCUACUAGAGGAUCCAUCUCUCUGUGCACCUUACCAUGCCAUCCUCAAACCGAACCAGACACUCUCUGACGUAAAGCCCAAAGCCGGCGCACUUCCGAAGGCAACGAUAACCAUCGAACGCCGCACAGGAUCAAAGCUAGGCACCAAAGUGGCGGGGCUCGAUCGGUUUGGCAUAUCGCCUCAGUUACUAGCGGAUGAGCUAUCAAAGAAAUGCGCUAGCAGCACCAGCGUUAGCCAGGCAGUCGGCGGCGCGAAGGGAGAGAUGGAAGUUUUCCUUCAGGGCGACCAUCGAGGAGUAGUAGAGAAGCUACUUGUUGGCAAAGGGCUCAAGUCCCAGUGGAUUAGUAUCGUGGAUAAGUCCCAGAAGAAGAAGUGA